AUGUUUUUUAUUGAUAUGCAAUUAAGUUCUAAAUCUGCUUUUAUUGCAAUUAAUAAUAUUUCACAAGGUACAAAUAUAUUAAGAACUGCUAAUAGAAUUUCAUUUAGAUUUUCAGAAUUAUUUACAUUUUUAAGAUAUCCAAAUAAAUUUUGGAUCAAUGAUGCUAGAUUAAUGACACAAAGUGAAUUGGAUAAUUUUCAUAUACAAAAUAAGGAUUUAACUUUAAUUAUUAAAUCUUCAUGGGAUAUUUUAUAUUUAGAUCAUUCAUUUGUUGAUGUUUAUGAAGAUAUGGAUAAUAUUAUAUUUCCAUCUAGAAAUAAUUGUUCUAUUUAUAUUAAUAAUACUAAAUUUAAUAAUUAA
Messenger RNA from Naegleria gruberi, 360 nucleotides. RefSeq lists its product as uncharacterized. The coding region runs from base 1 to 360 and encodes 119 amino acids. The record is from RefSeq and is a predicted model, not a curated record. Lineage: Eukaryota; Heterolobosea; Eutetramitea; Acrasida; Naegleriidae. The transcript has a single exon.